Molecule: messenger RNA, 462 nt
Organism: Ctenocephalides felis (cat flea)
Lineage: Eukaryota; Metazoa; Arthropoda; Insecta; Siphonaptera; Pulicidae
Product: ubiquitin-conjugating enzyme E2-17 kDa-like
Exons: 1
Coding region: 1-462 (153 amino acids)
Biological process (GO): protein polyubiquitination; proteasome-mediated ubiquitin-dependent protein catabolic process; DNA repair
Cellular component (GO): HULC complex
Molecular function (GO): ubiquitin conjugating enzyme activity
Source: RefSeq, a predicted model, not a curated record
AUGUCAACUCCAGCAAGACAACGGCUAAUGAAUGAUUUUAAAAGAUUGCUUGAUGAACCACCAACUGGAGUGUCGGGAGCUCCUACAGAUGACAAUAUGUUGAUAUGGAACGCCGUUAUAUUUGGGCCUCUCGACACACCUUUUGAAGACGGAAUAUUCAAGUUGAAAUUAAUGUUUUGUGAAUUCUACCCUAAGCGGCCACCACUAGUAAAAUUCGAAUCCAAAAUGUUCCAUCCGAAUAUAUACGGGGAUGGUCUUGUGUGUCUCGACAUUUUGUUUCAUAAGUGGAAUGAAACAUAUGAUGUAUUCGCAGUCUUAACAUCCAUUCGAUUUUUACUAAGUGAACCUAACCCCAAUUCACCUGCAAAUACAGUGGCGGCAAAGAUUUACAAAGAAGAUCGUGAGGAGUAUAACAAACAGGUCAAGAUGUGUGUAGAACUAACUUUUGACUUUGAUGACUAA